CGCGCGCGCUCUCGCGUUUCUAGGCGUUGGCAGCGUUCCCUAAGUCCUGGCUCUUCUCAAGGCUCCACCCCGUGGUGUGUCACCGCUCGUUUCCGGGGUUCCCGGGUCGAGAGAGUUCGGCGUUGGCUGCGCGCGCAAGGGCUGCCCAGCCUGGUCCCCGCCCCCAGUCACGCCCGGCUCCUAGUGCACCACAACAUGUGCUCGUUAGCGUCGGGCGCUACCGGCGGCCGGGGCGCUGUGGAGGAUCAGGAGGACCUGCCCGAGCUGUCGGACAGCGGUGACGAGGCCGCCUGGGAGGAUGAGGACGAUGCUGAUCUCCCCCACGACAAGCAGCAGACCCCCUGCCUGUUCUGUGACAGGUUAUUCACAUCUGCUGAAGAAACAUUUUCACAUUGUAAGUCUGAACAUCAAUUUAAUAUUGAUGACAUGGUCCAUAAACAUGGACUUGAAUUUUAUGGAUAUGUUAAGCUAAUAAAUUUUAUUAGACUUAAGAACCCUACAGUUGAGUAUAUGAAUUCCAUACAUAUCCCAGUGCCUUGGGAGAAAGAAGAAUAUUUGAAGCCAGUAUUAGAAGAUGAUCUUUUACUUCAAUUUGAUAUAGAAGAUCUUUAUGAGCCAAUGUCAGUCUCAUUUUCGUAUCCUAAUGGACUCAGUGAAAAUACAUCUGUUGUUGAAAAACUGAAACACAUGGAAGCCAGGGCAGUGUCUGCUGAAGCUUCAUUAGCUAGAGCGCAAGAAGAUCUGCAAAGAAUGAAACAAUUUGCUCAGGAUUUUGUGAUGAACGCAGAUGUCAGAACCUGCUCGUCAUCUACUGCUGCCAUUGCGGACCUCCAGGAGGAUGAGGAUGGUGUUUAUUUCAGCUCAUACGGGCAUUAUGGGAUACAUGAAGAAAUGCUAAAGGACAAAGUACGAACAGAAAGUUACCGAGAUUUUAUAUACCAAAAUCCACAUAUCUUCAAAGACAAGGUUGUUUUGGAUGUUGGUUGUGGAACUGGAAUUCUCUCUAUGUUUGCUGCUAAAGCUGGUGCAAAGAAAGUUCUUGGAGUUGAUCAAUCAGAAAUACUUUACCAGGCAAUGGAUAUCAUAAGACUAAAUAAACUUGAAGAUAUUAUUAUACUAAUUAAAGGAAAGAUUGAAGAAGUUCAUCUUCCUGUAGAAAAAGUGGAUGUUAUUAUAUCUGAAUGGAUGGGUUAUUUUCUUCUUUUUGAAUCAAUGUUAGAUUCUGUCCUUUAUGCAAAGAACAAAUACUUGGCAAAAGGAGGUUCAGUGUACCCUGACAUUUGCACCAUCAGCCUUGUGGCAGUGAGUGAUAUGAAUAAACAUGCUGAUAGAAUUGCCUUUUGGGAUGAUGUCUAUGGCUUCAACAUGUCCUGCAUGAAGAAAGCAGUUAUUCCAGAAGCUGUUGUGGAAGUUGUAGAUUCAAAGACUCUGAUUUCAGACCCUUGUGGUAUUAAGCGCAUAGAUUGCCAUACAACUUCUAUCUCAGAUUUGGAGUUUUCUUCAGAUUUUACCCUGAAAAUCACAAAGACAUCCAUAUGCACGGCAAUUGCUGGUUACUUUGAUAUAUAUUUUGAGAGGAAUUGCCGAAAUAGGGUCAUGUUCUCUACGGGUCCCCAGAGAACCAAAACACACUGGAAACAAACGAUAUUUCUACUGGAAAAGCCAUUUUCAGUUAAAGCAGGUGAAACCUUGAAAGGAAAGAUUGCAGUUCAGAAGAAUAAGAAAGAUCCACGUUCCCUUAUUGUGAACCUCACAUUGAAUAAUUCAACUCAAACUUACGGUCUCCAGUGAAAAAGCCACCAAAGCACAACUGACUUGCAGUUUUUUAGUGGGGGUUGGAGGUGGGUGGGGGUGGGGGGAUAGGAUUCUAGGGAGGGUGAUUUUAUAUAAGUGCAAGAACAAUGGAUCCUUUGCUCAAGAGUCUCCUUAGUAAGGGGAAAACAUGGCAGAAAUCUGGUAGAAUUCCACUAAGGAAGGGUAUCAACUGAUCCUAGAGGUCUGCCUAUUAAUCAAAUAGGUCUGGUUACCAAAUUUAACCAAGCACAACCCCUCCAUUGUGUUUAGCUGUAUUGAAAACUCAUUUGAAUUGGCCUAGAUUGGGAACACAUACAGUCUUUUGUUUUUAAUAAGUUUCUUACUAUAAAUUUUAAACAAUAAUAAUUGAUUAGCUAUUUGGCUAAAGUUUUAUUAAAUUAGUAACCAUACACAAGGCAUUGUUCAUUUUAUUGUAGAUUCCUCUCUGAGGAAGAGUAGUUUUUAAUUUGUAUUAUUUGCCUGAAUAUCAGUGUAUGGUAGAUUUAAAACAGCAUAAGGGACUAAAAUAUGGAAAAGACAGCAUCAACUUCCUCAUAUAAGUCAUGUUUGAAGACAGCUUAAUUGACCCUGUCUGGUGUAUCUUUAGUUCUCACUUUGUAGCUUUUUCCCCUCUGCAAAUAUUCUUGAGUGAGGUAGUUUUCUAGUACUGCCCAGGAAAUCUAAUUUCAAUACAUGUAUCCUAUGUUUCAUAAAAUUUUUUAAAGAUCUAGAUAAAUAUGUGCUUAUAUAAUAUCUUUUUCAAACUGAAUUUAUGUGCAAAGGUUAAAGACAACUGUUAAUAUACUUAUAUAACUAUAAAACUAUGUCACAAUUACUGACUCACUAUAAAAUGCAGAAUGAAAAACAUUCAAUAAAAUGCGAAACAACCAUUGGUGUUACAAAAUGAUGUUUCAAUAUAUUAAUAAGCCUUUUGUAAAAUCAGAAGCAUUUAACAAAUCUUAUAAAGGAAUCUUUUUAAGAAAGAAUUUUAAGGAGAGGUGGAUCACAGGCCUCUUUAAAGUUCAGCAGCUGGUUCUUUGUCAAGACAAAACAUACACAAGGCAGCACAGCACACCAUUGAGAAGCAUGAACUCUGGGGUCAGUGCCUACAUGCACACCCCACUUCCACCUCUUACUUGCUGUAGAUCUCAGUCACGUUCAUUAAUGCGGUAUGCCAGUUCAUACCACAAUGCAUUUCAAGUACUUGGAACAGUGCCUGGCACACAGAAAACAACAAAUGUAGGUGGCAGUAACAUCGUCGUACAUUCAAAGACGCCUUCCAAAGAAUAUGUGGCAGCUACAUUAUAGCGGAUUCGCAAAUCAGUUUGAGAAUUGUCAACCUUCACAUAGUAAUUACUACCUUAGUAUAUGGAUGGGUGAGAUGAUUACAAAGGAAAUUAAUACUUAAAAUUGCAAAAUCUGUAUCAAAAAGAAAUAAUCCUUUUGGUCUUUAUUAGAAAAAUGGACUUUUAGUAAUAGGAAAAAUAACCCCUUCAAAUGAUGUAUUGAGACCACUUGUUUUCACCAUGGAUUUGAAUUCAUACUGUUAUUGGAAAUGAGUGACACUGAUAUUACAGCUCAAAGUACUUUAAAUUUUGUCUUGAAAGGCUUCAUGUACAAAUUUGAAUAGGUUAGAGUGAUUAAAUAAGGAGGCCCAG
Molecule: messenger RNA, 3452 nt
Organism: Choloepus didactylus (southern two-toed sloth)
Lineage: Eukaryota; Metazoa; Chordata; Mammalia; Pilosa; Megalonychidae
Gene: PRMT3
Product: protein arginine methyltransferase 3
Exons: 16
Coding region: 196-1791 (531 amino acids)
Biological process (GO): peptidyl-arginine methylation
Cellular component (GO): nucleus
Molecular function (GO): protein-arginine N-methyltransferase activity
Source: RefSeq, a predicted model, not a curated record